Messenger RNA from Drosophila teissieri, 662 nucleotides. RefSeq names its product C-type lectin 37Db (gene lectin-33A). Lineage: Eukaryota; Metazoa; Arthropoda; Insecta; Diptera; Drosophilidae. The transcript has 2 exons. Gene Ontology annotation, cellular component: external side of plasma membrane. Bases 41 to 580 code for a protein of 179 amino acids. Gene Ontology annotation, biological process: biological process involved in interspecies interaction between organisms. The record is from RefSeq and is a predicted model, not a curated record. Gene Ontology annotation, molecular function: carbohydrate binding.
CGCUAGCUUCCAUAUAAACAUUUUUAGUUGGUCCUAAAACAUGAGCAUGUGCAUCAAAGCGUCUUUCGGACUCCUACUCCUGGCUCUGAUUUUGGAAUGUGCCAAUGCACAGACGUGUGAGCAGCCUUUUAGUCGAGUUGGAAACAAGUGCUACCACGUGUCCUUACAAAAGGCCAAUUGGCAUGUCGCCGAUCGCAGUUGUCGUAAACUUGGUGCCGAACUUAUGGUGCUUGACAACGAAGAGGACAAACGCCUUACAACCGAGUUCCUGAAGAGUAUGGGACUUUCCUUUACCCAAAGCUGGCAUCAUUCCGUUUGGGCUGGCAUCAAUUGCUUGGGUAACCGGCGCAUCUUCCUUCUUGCCAAGAACGGCGACGCUGUGCCGUACCUAAACUGGGUGCCUCGGGAGCCAAACAACGCUUCUCCCGAAGAGGAUUGUGUGGGAUUCGCCAACUACAACGGAGCCUUUGGGUAUCACGAUAUAGAGUGCAAGGUUCAGUUUCCAUUUGUGUGCCAGAGGGAACCAGCAACGGACUAUCUCUGCCUUAAGCGGGAUCUCUUUCUAGAGGCCCUUUUGUAGGGCAUUCAUUUUCAAGUUAAGAACUCACUAAUGAACCUCACAAAUAAAUGUUUUUUACUUACCUACAAAUUGUAAACCAAAA